GUAUCCAGGGGAGAGUCUGCACUCUGUCACAAGGGGCUGCAAGGUGCCUGCACUUCACAAGUUGGGGCCUGUGGACAACUUUCCCCCCCUGUGCUGUAGUGAUGGGCAGGCGUGUUGUGAGGUGAAUGAGGAACUUGAGGCACCGUGCAAAGUCAUGUGGAGGGGGGAGAAUUUUAAUUUAGCAGAAAGAUGUAAAAUUCAAGGAAUUUAUGACGUGUGAAGCAAUGGCCUAAGAUGACAUGCCCGGAUCCCGCUACCGCCGUGCCACUCUUGCUUUAAACUCUUUUUGGCUGGCAAUGUCACAUCAUGAGCUGCAGAGAAAUGGAGGUCACAAUUUCCAAGUUUCCUCUUGGUCGAAUAUGAGUAAAGACUUGGCAUCAAACAUCAAGAACCUUGGGAUUAUCGAGGUCCAUGACAUUACUGUCGACAGUGAUAUUCACAAUCUUGGCAAAUGGAGUCGAAAAGAUUCCCAGUCUCAUACUCUCCCAGACUUCAACCAUGACCAUUUAGUUCCAGUCGGUGAAAGCAACAGCGUCACUUCAGUGGAUUCUGGCAUCCCCACCCUCGAGAUCGCCAACCCGGAGCCCGUCCAUUGCAGCACCAGAUCGAACUGUUUGAAUGGAGCCGUUGGGGAUGAAAGAGUCUUUCAAAACUCCAAAAGUAUACACAGUAGUGGUACCCCAUGUCUGAGGAACUCCGAAAGCGAUCACGUUAUCUGGAAGUCCUCCACCUUUCCUCGGUCUGGCUAUGACACGGCCAAGCUCUAUAGCCCAACUUCUCUUAACAGAAGUGACAAUAUCUCCGACUGCAGUGUCUCCAGCCUCAGCACAGAUUUUUCCACCACUUUGUCGGUGAGCAAUGAGGACAUUGUAGAUUUCUUAGUGACCAGCAACUCAAGUGCAAUUGUCAACUUGGAAAAUGACGAAACACAUUUUUCUGAUGUUACUUUAAACUCUGCGAAGGACAACUUGGAUGCAUCUCUUAAGGGCUUUACUCAGGACGGGGACAGUAAAACAAGAAUAUUGGGGCCGAUCAGUAACUUCUUCAACAGGAACAUUUUUGCACGGAAGAAGAGUGUCCAAGUAGAAAAACAAAGUGAAAUUGGAUGGAAAUUAUUUGGAAAAGUUCCCCCUCAUGAACCUCAGCAGAGCAACUCCCGGAAAACACAAGAGGAAUAUGAAGAUAGACUUGGGCAUGCUUCAAAGUCUCCAUCCCCAAAGCAGAAUGUGAGGAAGAGCCUGGUGUUUGAACCUCUGUCCACCACAGCCCUUAUAUUAGAAGACCGGCCUGCAAACCUUCCAGCCAAACCAGCUGAAGAAGCCCAGAAGCACCGACAGGAAUAUGAAGAAAUGGUGGCCCAAGCUAAAAGGAGAGAAUUUAAAGAGGCCCAGAGAAAGAAAAAGCAACUGGCAGAGAGAUGUAAACUGGAGGAAAGUAUUGGGAAUGCCGCUCUAAUGUGGAACAAUGAGAUUCUGCCCAACUGGGAAUCCAUGUGCUGUUCUCGAAAGGUUCGGGAAAUGUGGUGGCAGGGGAUCCCACCAAGUGUGAGAGGCAAAGUCUGGAGUUUGGCGAUAGGCAACGAGUUAAAUAUCACUCAUGAGCUCUACGAUAUCUGCUUAUCCCGGGCGAAGGACCGAUGGAAAUCAUUAAGCAUGGGAGGGUCUGAUGGGGAAAAUGAAGACUCAGGUUUGUCGGCGUCUGACAGGGAAGCCAGUCUGGAGCUAAUAAAAUUGGAUAUCUCACGGACAUUUCCAAGUCUAUGUAUAUUCCAGAAGGGUGGUCCCUAUCACGAUAUGCUGCACAGUAUUCUAGGGGCCUAUGCUUGCUACAGACCUGAUGUUGGUUAUGUCCAGGGUAUGUCUUUUAUUGCUGCUGUGCUGAUCCUGAACCUGGAUACUCCUGAUGCCUUCAUCGCAUUCUCAAACCUCUUAAAUAAGCCUUGUCAGAUGGCGUUCUUCAGAGUUGACCAUGGCCUUAUGUUAACUUACUUUGCAGCAUUCGAAGUAUUUUUCGAAGAAAAUCUGCCCAGAUUAUUUGCCCAUUUCAAGAAAUAUAAUUUGACCCCAGAUAUUUACCUAAUAGACUGGAUAUUCACCUUGUACAGUAAGUCUCUACCGCUGGAUCUGGCGUGCCGGGUGUGGGAUGUGUUCUGCCGCGACGGGGAGGAGUUUCUGUUCAGAACUGCCUUAGGAAUACUUAGACUAUUUGAAGACAUUUUAACAAGGAUGGACUUCAUUCACAUCGCCCAGUUUCUGACCAAGCUCCCAGAGGACUUAAGCGCUGACGAUUUUUUUGCCUCUAUCACCGCAAUUCAGAUGCAGAGCCGGAAUAAGAAGUGGGCUCAGAUCUUGUCGGCUUUACAGAAAGAUACGCGUGACACGGAGAACAGGAGCCCCGCUCUAAAACGCUGAAUUUUUAACUCAGGAUGGAACAUUAAGGAUUUUGUUUUCAACCAAGAGAGAGAACAGAAUUCUACUUCAGGACUGUGUAAACACUGGAAUUGGCCUUAAGACUUUUAAGCCAGUACUUGCUGAUCAUCUUUGUUCCAAAAACCAGUCUUCGUGCUCUUCCUCAGCUGUGAUCAGCACCGAAACUACAAUUCUGGAAAGGACCAGGCUUGGCAAAUAUUGUCUUGAAUUCGUGAGGCCGGGCCUCAGUAUGUGCAGUAGUGUAUUUGUGUUUUUGUUUUUUUAUUUUUAAAUUUCCUUUUGUUCCAUUGCAAAGAACAACAUGAGCAUCUUAAAAAUCCAAGGGAAGUGAUAACAUUCUGCUGGCUUCCUGCAGCCACCACUAGGGGACGAUGAGGAGCUUACUGCAUACUGUUCAUACACUGGAUUCAAUGAGAAAGCUGUAUGCAGUAAGCAGAGUGGUGGCUAUAGGCAAAGAGAAUGCUAUCUGUUAAACCCUAUCUAUGCAGGAGGCUUGAAGCCGUGUGUCUGAAAAACGAUAGGUUAAAAGAUUAAUCCGCGAACUAUUAUGGACCUAUUUUAUGUGACAAAUACUAUUGGUUCUACUAUAGAAUCCUGAUGGCAUUUAGUACUUUUUUUUAUACAUACAAUUUGUAAGAGAAAUAAAAAAAUGAACAAAAUAAUAUUCCAAAUGAAUAGGAAUGUCCUGACUAGAGAUGAGCGAACUUACAGUAAAUUCGAUUCGUUACGAACUUCUC
This is a messenger RNA of Hyla sarda, 3166 nucleotides long. It is a transcript of the gene TBC1D14, whose product is annotated as TBC1 domain family member 14. The record is from RefSeq and is a predicted model, not a curated record. The coding region runs from base 240 to 2411 and encodes 723 amino acids. The transcript is spliced from 15 exons. Lineage: Eukaryota; Metazoa; Chordata; Amphibia; Anura; Hylidae.